AUGUACCUGCUCCUAUCAGUGUUAGCUAUUUGCUUACGUUUAUACGCAUCUCAAGAGUGUUCCUCCCCAACGUUCGACUUUAAGUCAUAUUUGAAUCCAGAACUGUUGGAUCUUACAACGCUGCCGGGCAGUGUGAUUGCUCGCUUUCCCGUCGAACACGUACAAUCGGCUACGAUUCAAACGCAAGACAACUACAUCGAAACCAGGAUCAAUGGAACGGAACUGCAGUUUUUCACGACGGAAGCAUUCGCACAGUACGAAGAACGCGAAAUACAACAAAUCGUCAUCAUUCAAGUGUUCUACCAGUGUACGUCCGGAUCAGUAACAGGCCUCUACCGGCAGUACUUUAAGUUGGCCAACAAUCAUGCACCACGCUUUCUGCAGGAAACAUAUGAAGCGGUAGUGCCCUUACCACUGCCCAAACACUUCGAUCUUUCGCCGUUUCUUGGAAAUGGUGUUGGAAUAAUGGCGCGUGAUAUUGAUUUGAUAAACAAUACGGUAACGUUUAGCAUCUCCGCCAACGAUUACAUGCUCAUCGAAAGCAGUGCUGUGAAAGAUGAUCUCAAGCAGUUCAAGGCUAUCCUGCGCCUCAAGGAGCAGGUUCUGAAGAUGCCGAACGUGCUGGAACUCACUGUCACGGCAGUCGAUGCAGGAAUACCUCAAAAGUCGAGCGAAGUUCGUGUUAUCAUUGAACCCGAUCUCUCCAUCGUGUACGAAGAUCCACCGGAGUUUAAAGAAACUUUCAUAAACAGAACUAUCGAACUUGAUCUUCUUCUACAGCUGGAAUUGAUUCCCGGUACUGAGACGCACGAUGUACAGUACGGCGUUGAAGGCGCGGAUGCUAAAUUCUUCACACUAACGGUUUGGGCCAACAACACUGGAGUAGAUAUAAAAGUAAACAAUCUCCACACGCUUCCUGAGGCGAAAACUUUUCUCAAUGUGGUUGUGGUGGCCAAACGUAGUCAACUACAAAAGACAUCUUGCGUAAUACUGCUCAGCAUCCCGCCGGAAAGCAUUCCAGAACCGCCCAAAACUACGGUGCAGAAAGUUUUAAGCGUGUUGCAUUUAAAGGAAAUGUCCGAACAUCGCGACAUAUUUCCGCUUGUGAUAGACAGUUGCACGUACAGCAUACAAUCUCAAACACCUGGUGAUUAUUUCUUCAUUCAAGACACUUCCCUAUCCUCGCGGGAAUUUAAUCGUGAAGAUGCGGAUCUGUUCGCUGGUCUAGACUUUCCUCAGUUUUGGAUUGUUCUUAGGCUCGCCUGUCCAAUUCGAUCAACGAUGGGCGCGGAAUCGUACAACACCUCAAACCGUUUCGGUCCGAUGAGGGACAUCGAGUUUUCCACCGACCUUACCCAUCUCAACAUAGUCGUUGAUGACAUCAAUGAUAACAGUCCGGUAUUCACGUUCCCGUCAAAUAAUGCAAGGGUUGCGUUUCCAUCGCCUCAACUUUCGCGUAAACUUCUUCCCGACCAAUUGCUCACAGUCCGGGCGAGUGAUCUGGAUGAGGGAAUCAAUGCCGUAAUACGUUAUUCACUUGCAAUGAACGAUCACUUCGAUAUUGACCCUCAGACGGGUGUCAUUUUUCCGCUUAAAUCGGCGUUUGCGCUAGGGGAAAGUGUUACGAUCGAGAUAUUCGCAACCGAUCGCGAUGGAGCUGAGGAUGGUAAUACAUCGACAAUGAAACUUCACGUGCAUAAAGCAGCUGACGAUCAACUUGCGGCAUUGACUGUAAAGGAUAUGGAUCCGGACACGUUCCAACGAACACUUCAGGAGAUUAGCGUCAAGACAGGCAUUCAAAUAGAAACGAUUAGAAGCGUGUAUUCUGUUGAUGCAGCAACAAGCAAUCUUUACAGCCGUUCAGCAAGUGAUGCGCGAUAUACAACCACAGCUGUAGUGUAUGCCUUUCAGGACGGUCAACUUGUUUCCCAAGAUGAAUUGAAAGGAGUUUUCGAUUCCCUGGAAACAACCCUCACUGUUACGGUAUCGAAGAUAAGUGAGCUCUACGGUGGGUCAGUGACGAUCAUCGAUUCCGACACAACCGUGAUCUAUCCUUAUAUCAUAGCAACUGCCUUUUGUGGUACACUUGCUGUCGCCAUGGCAGCGGCAGCAUUUUACUAUCGGGCCAAAACACGCCACCCAAUUCUACCAAACGAUUCGUCGGUCUCCCCGUCUCGAUCCUCCGACGUAUCCGAUGCAAUUAUUGUGGAAAACGAUCACAAAAUUUCAUCGAGCACACCUCCAAUUGAGGAUCUUAAAAUAUCCGGAGUCAUAUUAACUGAGUCAGUUGACAAUCCACCCUUGCUGAGUGAUCUGUUGACUAUCGCUGAAGAUACGGAACAUGAGAAUAACAAGGCGGAACCGACACCACCCACUCAACAGGAACGUAAAAAGAGCAUAAAGUUUAAUGAAAAUGUUGAACGAAUUGAAGUGUUUGAUGGUCGAUGA
Messenger RNA from Anopheles marshallii, 2448 nucleotides. Its product is annotated as protocadherin gamma-A4-like. Bases 1 to 2448 code for a protein of 815 amino acids. Gene Ontology annotation, biological process: homophilic cell-cell adhesion. Lineage: Eukaryota; Metazoa; Arthropoda; Insecta; Diptera; Culicidae. Gene Ontology annotation, cellular component: plasma membrane. Gene Ontology annotation, molecular function: calcium ion binding. The transcript has 4 exons. The record is from RefSeq and is a predicted model, not a curated record.